AUGCGAGGCCCGCGCCGCGGUCCUUUGCGUCCGGCUGUCAUGCCUUGCCUGGAGGAGGACAGCCGGGCAGGCCAGGGUCCCGAGGGCCAGGGCGGUCGGAAGGGGAGCGGGAGGCCUGAUGGAACGGCAUGGCACCGCAGCCACCUUUUAUCCACACCGCGGGUCUGGUCCGUCUUCAGAACCCAAAUACAUGGGGGAGGGCGGGGAUCCCGAGGGGAGAAAGGCGGCCAGCUACGGUUAAGUAGCAGUGGUAGGCUCAGCCGGCUAGGCACCCUCUCCCCCGCCGAGUGCCCCGGCCGUGCCUCCGGGGACCGAGCUGGCGGACAGGCCAAGCGGCAAAGGACACGCUUUGAGGGUCUCCCGUGGCCCCCUCUGGCUGCCGUCCCUCCAGGGGCAGGAAGGGAGGGUAGCCCCCCGGAGGACAAGGCAAGGCGGCGCUCCCCCCUCCGGGGAGGAGAUUCGGGGAGCGCCGCGGCUAGGAGCCGGCUGAGGCUGGAGGGCGCCGAGGGCUUGCAAAGCUUCUUCGUGUUGGAGGGGCUUGAGCACCUGCUCCUGCCAAGGCCCCCUCCAGGCAACUCCAGGCGGAUCCCGCCGAAUGGGAGACGAGCAAGGGCCUGCGGUCCCCCCCUCCUGUCCAGGGGGAGAGGAGGAGCGCCGCCGGCUGAGGGGGUCUGGCGCUGGGCGGAGCCGAGGGCAGGAACGGAGGGAAGGACCCCUCCGCCGCCGCCCCGGCCCUUGGCUCUGGCCGACUCCAGAGCCCCCCGCCACUCACCAUUCACCGCACGGCUCUCUCUGGGUGGGUCGCCGCCAGGAAGGGCUGCUCAUGGAGCCGCCCCGCCCACCGGGCCCAAGCGGAGAGUCCUGCCGGCAGCCUGGAACCCUCGGCGGGGAAGCUUCCUAGCCUGGCCCCUCUCCGGCUUCCGAGAAGCCAGUGGCCCAGGUUCUGAGCGUCUCUGCCCAGCAAGGGCUCCAGGAGCCUGGCCCAGGCAGAGGAAGCUGUUCCCCCCCCAAUGGCUCUCUAUGGAGAACUACAGCCUGCCUUCCUCCAGCCUCCAUUGCUGAUGCUGCCUUCAAGUCAUUGGGAUGCUUUGACUGUGUCAGAUGCUGGAAUCCGUAGGAAAAAAAUCCGUGGAUACGGAGGGCCAACAGUACCUUAUAAUAAUAACAACAAUUCUACUACUAUAGGUAAACAUUUUUUUAAAAAAAUACAGAUAGCUUGGAUUAAUAUAUAGACUGAUCGGUUAUCUUAAAAUUGGCUUGACCUAGACUAGAGUUGUGUUUCCAGAAGAAGCCAUUCCUCUCUGUUCCCUUGUGCUCGAGAGUCGUAGUGGAGUGGGUGAGGGACCUUUUGGAAAAGAGUGUGGGAGAUGGAUCAUAGAAUCAUAGAGUUGGAAGAGACCACAAGGGCCAUCCAGUCCA
Sceloporus undulatus (fence lizard) is the source of this 1419-nucleotide messenger RNA. RefSeq names its product myosin IC heavy chain-like. The coding region runs from base 1 to 1062 and encodes 353 amino acids. The record is from RefSeq and is a predicted model, not a curated record. The transcript has 2 exons. Lineage: Eukaryota; Metazoa; Chordata; Lepidosauria; Squamata; Phrynosomatidae.